UCUCCAACACAACCAUUACCCAAGAACAGCAAUGGGACAGCUUGUACAAAAAUCUUGCUUCUUCCUCUUCCUUUUCCUCUUCCUCAUUUGCCAAUCUGUUUUGGCAUCCCAAAAGUCAUUGAGACACCGAAAACCAUGCAAGCAUUUCGAGCUCUAUUACCACGACAUCCUCUUCAAUGGCACAAACGCGGCUAACGCAACCUCCACCAAAGUUGCAAACCAGUCUUUGCCUGGAAACUUCAAUUUUGGCAUGCUGGUUGUCUUUAAUGAUCCUAUUACAAAAGACAACCAUCUUCUUUCUCCUCCAAUUGCAAGAGCUCAAGGCUUAUUUUUCUACAACAAGAAGGAUGAUUACAAUGCCUGGUUUGCCUUCACAUUGGUCUUCAACUCCAGCCAGCAUAAGGGCACAAUAAACAUCAUGGGUGCAGACUUGAUGGCAGAGGAGACCAGGGAUUUCUCAGUGGUCGGUGGGACAGGAGAUUUUUUCAUGACUAGAGGGAUUGCAACAAUUCGGACAGACACUUUGCAGGGUGCAUAUUAUUUUCGCCUCAAGAUGGAUAUUAAGUUAUAUGAAUGCUAUUAGGCAUAGGAAAUGCAGCUCUAGCUAAUCACUUUGGUUGCAAAUUUUAUCUUGUUUCCUACUUCUAUGCAAUGCAAUCAAAUAAAAACAAAGCUUUGCCAGUUUUCUUGAAAAUGAGGCUAAAGAAAGAGAGACAA
Corylus avellana is the source of this 717-nucleotide messenger RNA. Its product is annotated as dirigent protein 6. NCBI's taxonomy places the organism in Eukaryota, Viridiplantae, Streptophyta, Magnoliopsida, Fagales, Betulaceae. The record is from RefSeq and is a predicted model, not a curated record.